This is a messenger RNA of Piliocolobus tephrosceles (Ugandan red Colobus), 1401 nucleotides long. It is a transcript of the gene C19H22orf23, whose product is annotated as chromosome 19 C22orf23 homolog. The coding region runs from base 96 to 749 and encodes 217 amino acids. Lineage: Eukaryota; Metazoa; Chordata; Mammalia; Primates; Cercopithecidae. The transcript is spliced from 7 exons. The record is from RefSeq and is a predicted model, not a curated record.
UGCGGCUGUAAAGCAGUGGUCAGUGGUCACCGCCUCCGGGAGCCCACUUCUAUGUGCAGAGGGGAGCACCCAGAGGGGGUCCUAGGGGUCCUCCCAUGGCUUCACAGAAGCAGAUGGAAGUAGUGACCAAAGGAACUGGGUUCCGGCGCAGCCCCAAGACGACCACUUACACCCCGGGGACCUGCGAGCUGCUCAGAGUGAUGAUGAAGGAAUCCAAACUGACAAACAUCCAGCAGCGCCACAUCAUGGACAUCAUGAAAAAAGGAGAUGCUUUGCCCCUACAGUGCAGCCCAACAUCCAGCCAGAGGGUCUUACCUUCCAAGCAAAUAGCCUCGCCUAUCUACCUGCCUCCCAUCCUCGCAGCCCGUCCCCACCUCCGGCCUGCCAACAUGUGCCAAGCUAAUGGGGCCUACAGCCGGGAGCAGUUCAAGCCUCAAGCCACCAGGGAUCUGGAGAAGGAGAAACAAAGACUUCAAAAUAUCUUUGCCAUGGGGAAGGACCCAGAGGAACGGAAAAGAAAGGCCCCUCCUGCACGACAGGAGGUUCCAGCCCCUGAGCGAGAUCGAUUUGAAGAGUUGGUGAAGGAAAUCCAGGAGAGGAAAGAAUUCCUGACUGACAUGGAGGCCCUGGGACAGGGCAAACAGUACCGAGGAAUCAUCCUUGCUGAAAUAUCCCAGAAACUCCGGGAAAUGGAAGACAUUGACCGCAGGAGGAGUGAGGAACUUAGGAAGGCUCUUGCCACCACUUAAUCUGUCUCCAGAGACAGGCAGCGUAGCCCAAGCUCGACCACUGGAGUCCACUCCUCUGCCAGGCAGGGCCAUCAUCAGGCCAGCCCACCCUACCAGCCUUCAGCCACGUUAGGUGGUGGCACAGCACUGCCCUGAAGUACCCCAAGGCAUACUCAGCAGCCUAGCCCCUGCCCAGGAAUGCCGUUGGAGCCUGAGACCCACAGCCCCAUCCGCAGAGGAGCAAGGCCUGAGCAUCCCUACUAGGACGUGUGUCUAAAGGUAUCCACUGGGCCUGCUUCUCACCACCUCCAGCCUCUGGCCUGUUCAUUUGGUUUUCUGAAUUCAGGAAUCAAAAUGAUUCCUUUCUUUCUGUUUUAGGAUUUACUUAUUUGAUUUCUUACCGCCUUAGGCAAGUAUUCAAUCACAAUGAUUAACUGGCCAAUAAAACAUAUUGAACGUGGGUCAUUACAAGCACCAUUUUGUUUUCAGAGGGAUAAGCUUAUUUGUUCAAGGCGUUAGAAUUUGUCAAGCACAGAUGGUUUCUAGCUACCUGUUUGCAUAUUUCAAGUGGCAAUGGGAGCCAACCUCUUGGGCACCCCAUGGCUGGCUGCUGUGGCAGGUGCUGAAUUCCACUGUCUUAAUGAUCUCAAUAAACCUCUGCAAUGGUUCAUUA